AUGGAGAGGAUUGCUGACGAUGUGGAGAAAAUUGGUGACGAGUGUGUUAAGGAGAUUGGGGAGGGUGUACGGCAGCAGAUACGCCAUCGAAGGAGACUUUUUGAGAGGAGGAGGAGAAGGGGUUCGUCAGCCUUGGGAUUGUCGGACUUGUAUAAAUCUCCACUAGAGAAGGCCGUGGAUUCGGUGUCUGACUGGGUUGCUGACGUGUCAGCGUCAGUGGCUGAGUCAGUUCCACCCACCAUGGAUAAGGCCAGGCGUGUUCUCACCACCCAGAUCGCAGCCCUCCCUGCUCGCCUGCACCAGAUGCUACCUCCCCGCUCCGCCCCUCUCCCCCUCCGCCUCGCCCUCCUCCUCUCCUCCUCCCUCCUCCUCCUCUGCCUUCUCCUCCGCACCUCCCUCGUCGCACGUAGCUUCCAAGCAGCUUCCGCUGCUGUGCGCUCAUUCUUUGCGCCUGUGCUGUGGGCUGUGAGUCCCGAGGAGGUUUUGCAGCAGCAGGAGGAGGAGGCUGAACGGAAUGCACAGCAGCAGCAGCAGGAGCAGGAGAAGGCUGCGCGGAAGGCAUUGCAGCAGCAGGAGCAGAAGGCUGAGCGGAAGGCCCUGCAGCAGCAGCAGCAGCAGCAGCAGCAGCAGCAGCAGCAGCAGCAGCAGCAGCAGCAGCAGGAGGAGGAGGAGGAGGAGGAGACGGAGAAGGAGGAGAAGAAGGCUGAUCGGAAGGUAUGUGUUGAGAAUUCUAAAGAAAUGCCAGCUUUCGCUGCUAUGGGCUCAUUCUUUGCGCCUGUGCUGUGGGCUGUGAGUCCUGAGGAGGUUUUGCAGCAGCAGCAGGAGGAGAAGGCGGAACAGAAGGCAUCGCUACAGCAGGAAGGGAGAGCUAAUCGGAAGGUAUCUGCUGAGAAUCCCAAAUUAACGGCAGCUGCCGCUGCUGUGCACUCAUUCUUUGCGCCUGUGCUUGGCGGUUAUGCUGGUCUUAAUGGUGGAGUGGAACCAGCAGGGAAAGAGGCAGAAGACAUUCACCGCACCAUGCUGGCUCUUGAAAUGAGUCAGGUUGAUACAACAGAACGCUCAGGUGAAAGUUCAGGUGAACGUGCAGGGAGACCAGCGAAAGCACCGAAGGGCAUGGGUGGAGUAAGUAGUCAAUCUGGGAAGAAAUUUAGUCACCACCUCAAUCAAUGCAACACAGGCAGCAGAGUGGAUCGUAAAGCAGUGAAGGGUCAAAAGAACGGCAAUGGGAUCAAAUCGGAUCUUAUCCCGGAUUGGUGGCGAGAUGCCUGGAGCGAGUUGGCCUUGCAGCUGACACAGCGGUUGGUUACAGGCUCGACUGCAGGCUCGGGUGCAGGCGCGGGCAGUGGCCAAGCUGGAGUGGCUGGUUCGGGAGGCGCUUCGGUGAAGGACACACGGGUCGCUGUGAUGGGUAAGUGGGCUGGGAUGAUGUGGGUUGCAGUGGGAUGCAGUUGGAAGGGGCUGGGGCUACUUGGAUUGGGUGCUUUGGAGCAGUUCAACUCGCAGGGGCACAUCCCGGCAGAUGCUCUCAUUCAGCUCUGGCAGCAGCUGCGGGUCUCACAGGCUCCCUAUCCCGAGGUGACUUUUGAGUCGACUCGCCUGGCCCCGCCUGCAGCUCUGGCAGCAGCUGCUGGUCUCACAGGCUCCCUAUCCCGAGCUCUGGCAGCAGCUGCGGGUCUCACAGUCUCCCUAUCCCCCUCUGCGCCCCGCCCCUAUACACACAGCUCCCACCAGCCGCCCAAACUCCCCACCUCGGGCCCAUCAUUCAUAGUGGCCAUGGCAGAAGCUGUGAGCCUGGCCCCUCCUGCGGCCCUGGCAGCAGCGCUGCGAGGGGUGGCCAGCAGAGUGGCAGCAGAGCUUGUGGCAUGCAAUGUGAGUGCCUUGUGUUGUCUGCUGUGUGCUCCCUUCCAUGGCAGCAGCGGUGUGCCUCACAUCCCCAUCAGCUUUGGCAGCAGCGCUGCGAGCAGAGUGGCAGCAGAGCUCGUGGCAUGCAAUCCGGAACUGGCAUCCUCAGCCAACCUUUUACGUGAGAUGCUGUCACAGCGAGAGCGGGAGGAGCUGGCUUGGAUGUACGAGAGGGCUGCCGGUCCCAAGCAUGCCGCACUCGUGAAAAAAGUACUUGGGCUUUGA
Molecule: messenger RNA, 2127 nt
Organism: Closterium sp. NIES-65
Lineage: Eukaryota; Viridiplantae; Streptophyta; Zygnematophyceae; Desmidiales; Closteriaceae
Source: the annotation of a GenBank genome assembly